AUGUCGCUUUUCGGCAAUAUUGGAGGCACCCAGCCUGCUGCGAGCGCGACGCCAGCCUCAACUCCUGCAUUUGGUUCUCUCUUCGGCAACAAGCCUACAGGCACGUCGGCCGCACCAACAACAAGCUUGUUUGGCGGUUUGGGUGGAGCUACCUCAGGUGCUACAUCAAGCACCACACAACCGGCAAGCAGUGGGGGAUUCGGAGGCAGCCUGUUUGGUGGCGCAUUGGGAGGAGCAAAACCAGCUGCAUCUCCAGCUCCAGCCUCAACAGCUCCUACAGGAGGUCUCUUUGGUGGUGCAGCGGCAUUGCAACCGCAGGCGCAAUCAAGCAGCCUUUUCGGCGGCCUUGGAGGCCAAACGCAGCAAUCGACGGCCGCAAACCAAAACUCGAACCCCACGCAAACAAGUGGACUCGGCCAGUCUUCUCUCUUUGGUGCCACCUCGACGCAGCAGCCCCAGCAGCCCCAACAGCAAGGUGCUCCUUUGUCGCAAACGAACACGGGAACCGGCCGAUCAGCGCACUUCGAUCACUUGCUUGAAAGGGGUCGUAAGCGUAAUGCUGGCGAGAAUGGCCUCACUAACUUCGAUGAACUACCGUCGCUGCAGCUAGGGCUUGGAGACAUCGCCCGCAAAGUCCGCAACCUAGGCGCUGGCGGUCCUUCAGCGGCACAGGCGCAAGAUGGCACACAAGAUCGUGCCGCGCACUAUCUGCUCUCCGCGUCUGGCGUAAAGAUGGGCAGCACCCUCCGCGAUCUCAAUCAAUUCUCGUCACAAGCAGGCUACGGCACAAAUGUACCAGCGCAGAACGUAUUCGAUAGCGAUGUCGACGGCUACAUCUCGAACCUCCACUCCCAAUCGACUCUUGCGCUCAUUCAAGAAGGCCUGGAGCAGUCUAAGCGAGACUUCGAUACAUUCCUCGAGGACAACGUUCAAAUUGAGUGGGACAAGCAGCGACAGAAGAUUUAUGAACACUUCGGCCUCGGUAGGCAGAGUGAAGAGAUGGCAGCUUCCCAAAGCACGUUCGGCAGCACAGCAACAGCACGAGGAGCUUUCGGACGAUCAACACGAAAGGGUCGCUCUAUGGGACUCAGAGGCGCUGCAACGAACGGUGCAUCGACGUUCGGGGCAUCUUCAGGCGGACCGCCUGUUAUCGGCCACUCUCAGAGCAUUCUUAAUGGGCGGGACUCUUCCGAGAAGUCGGGCUUCGGCGGGCAGUCUGGCCCACAGGAUCGCCAUGUUCGCGACAAGCAGGAGAAAUUCAUGGAUGAGGUGAAGAACCUCAACGAUGCGAGGCAGCGUGAGGGUCCUUUCUCAGUUCUGCAUGCCUUUUCUGGCGUCGAGAGUGCUACAGCUGGAGAGAAUUCGGAUCACUUCAUCAGCGCAUACGGGGCUCUUGUGUCUAUUGUUGGCGAGCAAACACAGGCGGGUGCGAUCAAUCCGGGAUCAAAGAACCCUAGAUCCCGAAGCUUUGCUCGGGACUAUCUGAACGACACAGCUACAUCGAACACGAGCAUGAAGAUGCGUAAACAAAUCCUGGACGGAUCUCGGAUCUACCUCGAGAAGAAGUUCUUAGAUCAUAUGGAAGAAGUUCUCAAGAAAAACCCGUCCGAGGCUCUGGUCGGCGGUAUCCCUUCGCUGCUCAACAAGAUUCGUGGCUUCGUUCGGGCUAAGGUAGCUUUCAAGGAACUCGGUGCAGAUCUUGAAAUUCUUCAGAGGAUAGGUGAUUCUGGAGAAGAAUAUCCCUGGGUCAUUGUGUUUUACCUGCUGAGAGGCGGUUUGAUGACGGAGGCUGCCGAAUAUGUGCGGGAGAAGAAGAACUUCUUUCAAAAUAACGACCGAAACUUCCACCCCGCCAUAUCGCAUUACGCAACAGACCCUGACCGCAGGCUCAGCCCUGACCUUCAACAAAAGAUUAGCCACGUUCACGCACAGCGUACCCGCAUCGCCACGACCAACGAUCCUUACCGGACGGCAUGCUACAAGAUUAUUGGUCGCUGCGAGAUGAGCCGCCGGAAUUUGGAGCCGAUCAAGGAAUCCAUGGACGACUGGGUGUGGCUGCAGUUCAACUUGGCACGUGAGGGUAACCGAGCAGAAGAGAAUGCUGGUGAGAUCUUCGGUCUCGAGGAGCUCCGUUCUACCAUCAGAGAUAUCGGUCAGCGCCAUUUCAUGAACGACGACGCUGAAGCUGCUGGCGGUUAUGGGGUUUACUUCUACUUGGCCACGCUUGCAGGAAUGUUCGAGCCAGCGGUCAACUACUUGUACCAGCAUAACUAUGUCUCAGCGGUUCAUUUCGCAAUUGCCUUGGACUAUUACGGUCUGCUCAGGGUGUCCGACUGGAGUACCGCAGGUAACGAGAUCCUGACUUACACUACAAAGCAGCAGCCACAACUGAACUUCGGGCGAAUCAUCGGCUACUACACUGGCGACUUCCGUGCUGCUCGAGCUGAUGCUGCAGCCGACUACCUGGUUUUGAUCUGUCUGAAUGCGGAUCUGCCAGGUGAAGCAGGCAAGCAGCAAGCAGAGCUCUGCUAUGAGGCACUUCGCGAGCUUGUCUUAGAAACACGCGAGUUCUCGACGCUCUUGGGCGACGUCAAGUCUAAUGGCCAGACAACACCUGGUCUCAUACAGGAGCGUGCGCCACUGCUCAAGCUGAGUGGCGAGAACGGUCUGAUCAACACUAUCACUCGAGAAGCGGCGAAGAUGGCAGACGAUAACGGCCGUACGAAUGACGCUGUCCUUCUUUGUCACCUCGCUAGUGAAUAUGACAGCGUCAUUUCCAUUCUGAACCGCGCUUUGUCAGAAGCUCUCUCAGUGGAGAUUGGGCAAGAGCCUCUACGUCUGGAGCCGCUGAAGCCGCGACUACUUGCUGCGGAUGGACAACAGCAGCAGCCGAUCGACCAAGCAUCUACAAGUUUGAGCAUGCUUGGAACUGAUGACCCAGUCGACCUGGCACAGAAGGUUAUUGCUCUUUACGACGGCAACAAUUUGUGGUGGCGAAAAGUGACCGAGCUCAACCGCGACACAAUACGUAUCCUGUUCCAGCUCAACGAAGCAAAGAAGAUCAUUGAGGGACGCUCAUACAUGGAAGCUCUUGGCAUGAUUGAAAACCUUCGCAUUCUUCCCUUGUCCGCCAACGGGAACGUGUCGGACAUCCGCUCGUCAGCAAAUAGCUUCAGCUCGUACCCGCCAGAGAUUGCACGCAACAUUGGCAGUGUGCUUUUGUGGUGCAUCGGAUGCUGUUCACGACACCGCGAACAUUUGCUCUCUGGACAGUUCGAGGAUCCUGUGCGUAAGAGGCUGGCAGAUCAGCUGCUACAGAAGGCCAAGGACCUCAUGGUGUUUGCAGGUCUCAUCAGAUACAAGCUUCCUCCGCGAGUGUUUGAAACCCUGGCAAGGGAGGGUCAGGACGUUGGUGCUUAUUGA
This is a messenger RNA of Ascochyta rabiei, 3423 nucleotides long. Its product is annotated as nuclear pore complex subunit. Gene Ontology annotation, molecular function: structural constituent of nuclear pore. The coding region runs from base 1 to 3423 and encodes 1140 amino acids. Lineage: Eukaryota; Fungi; Ascomycota; Dothideomycetes; Pleosporales; Didymellaceae. The record is from RefSeq and is a predicted model, not a curated record. Gene Ontology annotation, cellular component: nuclear pore. The transcript is spliced from 3 exons. Gene Ontology annotation, biological process: protein import into nucleus; poly(A)+ mRNA export from nucleus.